AUGCUUGUAGCAGCGAUUGCUUUGUAAGCAGCAGCAGCAACAGUGGCCAGUCUGCUGGCUACACAGAGGAGCGCAUGCAGCAGCAGCAGCGCAUGCAGCAGCAGCAGCAGCUCUCCUGCUCCUUCUGCUGCAGCAGCACGGAUAGCAGCAGCAGCACAGCAGCUUCCUCAAGGAGCUUUAGGCGUGACUGUUGAUGCCUUUGGUGAUCUCCUCGCAAGAGACUCUAUUGGCAGUUGUUCAACUGCCGCAACAGGCAGAGCUUUGGUGACAGCAGCAGCGAGGAUGAAAGCCUCGCAACAGGGAGAAGGAGGAGUAGGAGCAGCAGCUCAUGCUGCAGAUUCUCCUUACAGCGGCAGUCUUUUGACGCUCAGCGCUGGCAGUCUCUUCAAAAGCAGCUUUGGUCGAACUGAAGUUUGUGGGGACCUUGUUGCUGCUCCUCGAGAAGUCUCCACUGCGACUCCCUCAGCAACAGCGAGCGCAGCUUUGCCGCCGUCUGGAAGUCUCACAGUCCCCUUAACGCCACUUUUAGUCCUCACAUCAGCAGCAGCAAGAGCAGCAGCAGCAGCGAGUGGAUCAACAGGAGAAGAGGAAGGCUCUGAGGACGCUUUGGAAGAGACAGACUCUUUCUUGGAGGAGCCAGAGACUCCUCCCCAACACGCAUGCGGACGGCAGUGUCGCGCUGCAGACGGUGACGCAAGAGCCUUUUCUCUCCUCGUUGCACGCUCCCUCGCCGCUGCAGCCAGUGCAACGAGAAAGGCAACAAUUCAUGUCGCUGCCUCACCUGCCCUCUUCAAGAGCAGACAAGCUCAAGCCUCGCGCGGUGCAUGCAGUCACCUUUGUCGUGGAGCUGGGGGGGGCUUUUGUUCGCUUAGAAGAUCCCAACACGAAGACAGUUCUUCGAAGGCUGCAUGCACGUCGCAAUCGGCUGCGGUAUGCGUAUGCGGUACACCUGACGGAUGCAAUAAGAGAGCACUCCACGAUGGCUAUCCUCAAGAAACCGAAUCCUCAAAUCGCAGCGUUGCUGCUGCGGCAGAAAGUGGCCGUCGUAAUGCUGCGGGGAGGCGAUGUGCUGCACCUGCGCCAGCCUGA
Molecule: messenger RNA, 1089 nt
Organism: Cyclospora cayetanensis
Lineage: Eukaryota; Apicomplexa; Conoidasida; Eucoccidiorida; Eimeriidae
Exons: 9
Source: RefSeq, a predicted model, not a curated record